This is a messenger RNA of Hydra vulgaris (swiftwater hydra), 2330 nucleotides long. RefSeq lists its product as uncharacterized. The record is from RefSeq and is a predicted model, not a curated record. Gene Ontology annotation, cellular component: nucleus. NCBI's taxonomy places the organism in Eukaryota, Metazoa, Cnidaria, Hydrozoa, Anthoathecata, Hydridae. Gene Ontology annotation, molecular function: DNA binding.
AGGCUAUUAAAUACUAUUGUGUUGUUUCUAGUUAUUAAAAUGGUUCGCAAAUAUGUCCGAACUACUAGCAGAGGUGUAAAUGGUAAUUGGACAAUGCAGAAUAUGUGUCAUGCUAUUGAAGCUUACAAUUCCAAUGCUUGUAGCAUAAACAAAGCUGCUGUAAAUUUUGGAAUUCCUGAAGCAACACUGAGGCGUUAUAUAAAAAAGUCUUCUGAUCAGUUUCCGAUAAACAAUGGAAGGUUUCGUCCUAUAUUUUCAAUUGAAAUGGAAAAAUUACUUGCAGAGUAUUUAAUUGAGUUAAGCAAAAGAUUUUUUGGCAUGACCUCAGUGCAGCUCAGAAAGUUUGCAUACGAAUUUGCCGAAUUUAAUAAUGUUCCACAUAACUUUAACAAAGAAUUGAAAAUAGCUGGUAUUGACUGGUUAAGUGGAUUUUUAAAACGCCACAAAAAUAUUUCUUUGCGAACUCCCGAGAUGACAUCUUUGGGUAGAAUUCAAGGCUUUAACUCCCCACAGGUUGCAAUAUUUUUUGAUUUACUUCGAGACCUUUUGACAACACACAAGUUUUUACCUUCAAGAAUCUUCAAUGCUGAUGAAAGUGGGGUACCCACUGUACCAACAAAAAUCCCUAAAGUAUUUUCGAUCAAAGGCAUUAAAAGAGUAGGCAAAGUUGUUUCUGCUGAAAGAGGAAAAACUGUGACCAUAGUUUGUAGCAUGAAUGCUGUUGGAAUUUAUAUACCUCCUGCUUUUAUUUUUCCGCGAAAAAAUAUGCGAAAUGAUUUCAUGGACAACUCUCCACCUGACUCAGUUGGAUUUGCCCAUAAGUCUGGUUGGAUGACACAGGAAAUUUUUUUAGAUUAUUUAGAACACUUUGCCAAUCAUACUAAACCAACCAUUGCUGAUCCUGUUUUGUUGAUUGUGGAUAAUCAUAACUCGCACAUAAGUUUUUCAGCCAUUGAAUUUUGCAGAAAACAUUCAAUUGUAAUGCUAACAUUGCCACCACAUUCCACCCAUAUGAUGCAGCCUCUGGAUGUUACCUUUUUUUCUCCAUUCAAAACAUACUAUAGUCAAGCAUGUGAUAACUGGAUGGUAAAUCAUCCAGGUAGACCUAUCACUAAAGCACAGGUUCCUGCACUUGUAAGACAUGCAUAUGACAGAUCAGCAACAACUGGUAUUGCAAGAAAAGGAUUUCAAGAAACUGGAAUCUGGCCCUUUAAUCCACAGAUCUUUUCUUUGACUGACUUUGCACCAUCGAUAACAAGUGAUUGCACAGCACCAACUUAUCAGAAAAUAUCCAAUAAUCAACCAGGAAUGAUUGAAAAUCAACAGUCAACAUUAAAGCCUGUAAUUAAUGCAGUCACAACAGAAUUAACUGUAUUGUUUAAUAAUAAUGACUCUUUAUUGUUGCCAAAUGCUAAUAGUGAACCAAAAUGCAUUCAGUCGAACCUAGAUAUAAAUGUUGAUAGAACCCAAAUAAAUUUGAAUCAAGUGCCCAAAACUGUAUCACCUGAGAAUAUUCGACCUUAUCCUAUUGCUUCUAGAGUUACAAAUAAUGCUAGCCGUAAGAGAAAAUGUAAGCGAGCCGAGGUGGCAACAAGUUUGCCUUUUAAAGCUGCUGUUCAAUUAGCUACACUCAAGAAACAAGAAAAAUUGAUAAAGCAAGAUUUAAAGAAAGUUUUUAAAGAAAAGAAGGAUCAGCUUAAAAUAACAGCUGAAAAUAAAGAUAGAAAGAAAAAGAAUGACAAAGGCAAAAAAAGAGUGAUAAAAAUAUCUAACAAAGUUUGUGAAACUCAAGAAAUUUCAUGUUGGUAUUGUGAAAUUAUCUAUGGUGAUCCUAACGAUCCAUUGCUUGAUGAUGACUGGGAUAUGUGUAAAUCCUGUAAUCACUGGUGUCAUUUAACUUGUGGCCAGUAUGUUGAACGCAAAUUUAUGUGUAUUGUAUGUUACUCUUGUGUAGCUUAGUCAUUAUUUUUGUCUUUACAUUAUUUUAUUAUUCGUUAAAGUAUUUUGCUUUAUUUUGUUGGGUUUGAUUUCGCUAUUAACUAAUUAGUAGGGUGCUAUUUUUGCAUAGCUAUAUAUAAAUAUAUAAUUAAAUUGUUUUGAAACUUGAAUCGCCCUUUGUAUUAAUAAUUUUAUUAACUAAGAUUUAUAUUGCUCUUUUUUUGAGGCGGUAACAGUAUCAUGGAGUUAACUUUUAUUGUAGUCGCCAUCUUGCCCCGCAUACGGGGCAAGAUGACUAUUCGAGGUGACUUAUGUUAAUGAGUUUUUCUCCAGCUAUUUUUAAUUUGUAUAAGGUUUUUUUGAUACAAUUGUGGCGAAUAAUAAUUUGUUAU